Messenger RNA from Pyrenophora tritici-repentis Pt-1C-BFP, 1437 nucleotides. RefSeq names its product UbiH, 2-polyprenyl-6-methoxyphenol hydroxylase and related FAD-dependent oxidoreductase. Gene Ontology annotation, molecular function: monooxygenase activity; FAD binding. Lineage: Eukaryota; Fungi; Ascomycota; Dothideomycetes; Pleosporales; Pleosporaceae. The record is from RefSeq and is a predicted model, not a curated record.
AUGGCACCCGGUACUAAACCUCAAAUCAUACAGAAACAAUACAGAGACGACUCAAGCAAGCUCGAUGUUAUCAUCGUCGGCGCUGGUCUCGGUGGCCUCGGAGCAGCCAUAUCGACUUUACUCGCCGGUCAUAACAUUCACAUUCUCGAAUCCGCGCCUGAGAUAGGCGAAAUUGGUGCUGGAAUCCAAUGCCUCCCCAACUCAUCACGAGUUCUCAUCUCCUGGGGCCUCGAAGAAUAUCUCUCACAGCAUGCCACCAUGCCGCGACUAUGCAAUAUGAUCGGCUGGAAGGGGAACAAGAUAAGCGAAAUGGACUUCCAUGAGUAUGAGAAGGAGUGUGGGACACCAUUUUGGGACUUCCACCGGGCCAACCUACACAUGGGCUUGCUAGAGAGGGCCGUUGAGCUGGGUGCGAAGAUGACUACCAAGGCCAGGGUUGUGGAUGUGCAAUACGAGCAUGAUGCGCAUAACGGCUCUACCAGAGCUGUUGCUGUAUGUCUGGACGGAACACGUUACAAGGCUGAUCUAGUGGUCGGCGCGGAUGGUAUCAACUCCAAGUGCCGAGAGAUACUACUAGGCCACGAAGACCCACCGCUCCUAACAGGCGAUUUGGCUUAUCGACUUCUGCUCAAUACAGAAGAUAUGCUCAAGGAUCCCGAGCUAAGAGGAUUUGUAGAAGACCCCCAGGUUAAUUACUGGAUGGGGCCAGAUGCACACGCUGUCAACUAUGUACUCCGUGGCGGCAAGCUCUUCAACAUGGUAUUAUUAGUACCAGACGACAUGCCCGCAGGUGCCAAUACACUCGCCGGAAACGUCGAGGAAAUGCGUUCCCUCUACAAAGACUGGGAUCCACGGAUACCAAAGCUUCUCGCUCUAUGCCAAUCAGUGUCAAAAUGGCGUCUUAUGAUCCGACCUGGUCUCGAUCCUACCUGGUCACAUGAAUCCGGCGCGUACACCAUCCUCGGCGAUGCUGCACACGCAACCCUACCAUACCUUGCCUCUGGUGCGGGCAUGUCUCUGGAAGACGGUCAUGUCCUAGGCCUCUGUCUCGCCAAGAUAAAGAACAAAUCCACGGCUGAGAAGAAGCGCGCCCUCGCCGUCUACGAGCGCUGCCGCCGCGAACGCACCGAACGUGUUGUUUCGCGCGGAAAUCGCCAGCAAUACCUCUACCACGUUCAUGAUGGUCCCGUGCAGCAAGAACGUGAUCGCACCCUCCGUGCUUUUGGGGAGUUCAACGGCAAGGGAAGGAUUAGCAAGGAAGAAUAUGAGGCAAAGGGGUUGAAAGUUGAAGAUGAUCCAUUGGCGUGGAGGUGGGGUGGGGUUGGUAGCUGGUUGCUUACGUAUGUAUGUGAGGAGGAUGUUGAGCAGAGGUGGAAGGAGUAUGAGGCCGAGAGCAGGGCAGAAAUGGGUGGAGAGGGGGUUAGAGCGGUGCUGUAG